Messenger RNA from Adineta ricciae, 1947 nucleotides. NCBI's taxonomy places the organism in Eukaryota, Metazoa, Rotifera, Eurotatoria, Adinetida, Adinetidae. The record is from the annotation of a GenBank genome assembly.
AUGGCGGAUGAUAGCGAUUAUGAAGACUUUCUUCGAACGCACGAAUUUCAACUCGUGUUGAAUAAUAUUCCGAAACAUUUCUAUCGACGUUUGUAUGAAAAAAUGAAAAAUGAAAUCUUCGAUAGUGGAUCGUAUUUUCAACUAUGUCCGGUCGAUGAUGAUGAUGAUGAAAUUGAAGAAGGCGCAUUCAAUGCCGAACGGCGAUACUAUGUGUCAACAUUAGAAAAUGUUGUUCUCGAUCCGAAUACCGAUGAAAACGCAAUAUUUCUUAUUGAUCAUGCCUGGACGUAUCGGAUCAAAGAUGCGCGAAGCAAUCUUCAAAACAUACCGAACUUAUACGAGCGUAUGGCAUCAUUAAUGAAUGUCGAUACGGAAACGAACGAAGAUGGAAUCGAAGUCAUUCUGCAACGUAUGUGGAAAUACAAUCAAACAUAUACAUUGACAUCAACACAAAUUAAUCCUCAAGAGGAUUGCGAAGAAGCAUACGAGCCUUAUUGGUAUAUUAUGGAUGAAUUGGGUUCAUCUAUACGCCAUUCGAGUACGAAUACCAAUGUAUGUUGCACGUCAUUUUUCUUCGGACCUACACAAACAAUGUUCUCGAUAUUCUAUCCGAUCGUUCGUAUUGAUGAACCGUAUUCGGAAAUUUUUCGAAAUUUUGUCUAUGACAAUACGGACACACUCGAACGAAAUAUUCGAUUGUUACCCUGGCGAAAUUUGAAUCAUCGAAAAGAUUUUCUUCGAAAUCUAACCAUCGAAACGAAUCCUGACUUAUUCAAUAAGAAACUUGAAAACAGUCGUGAGAUCUAUGAAAAAUGCCAUAAGAAUGAUUUAUAUGACGAAACAUCAGUUCAGUACGAAUCAUCAACUGUCGAUUUGAAUCGUAUUUGGAAAGUCUAUACUGAUCAUGAUUUAGUUAAAGAACAUUUGAACGAUUCACAUUAUCAAUUGGUUGAUAGUCCUAAUCAAGCUGAUAUUCUAUUUCUAAUGACUCAAAUGCAAGAUUUUCGUUCCGACACAUUGGGAAAGAAGUUGAUCAAUCAAUUUCCAUUGGAAAAUAUCGUUACGAACAAAGAAUUACUAGCACUGGUAGCGCGACGAUGGAAAUCUUUAUAUGACUCAAAAUCUUCACAGAAUGAUCCAUAUAUUGAUUGUCAAGGAAGUCCACCAUGGUUAGCUACAACAUUCAAUCUGACAUAUGAAUUAGCACAAUUUGCUGUUUACUUUCAAUAUCGCGAAGAUCAACGUCUUGAUAAUACAUGGAUUGUCAAACCAAUUAAUUUAACACGUUCGAUUGAUAUGUCAGUAACGAAUUCAUUAGAUAUGAUCAUUCGUCUUCCUGAGUCCGGUCCGAAAAUUGCAUGCAAAUAUGUUUCGUCACCGGUUCUAUUAAAAAUUCCCGAAAUUGAAGGUAAUGGAGUGAAAUUUGACGUUCGCUAUGUUUUACUUCUACGAAGCAUUCGUCCGUUAAAAUUAUAUAUUCAUAAAAUCUUUUGGCUUCGUUUCGCUAAUAAAGCAUUUACACUGAAAGAACUCGAUGAUUACGAAACACAUUUUACUGUAAUGAACUAUCGCCCGAAUGCAUUUCUUCGACAAAUGAAUUGUCAAACAUUUAUUUCCAUGUAUAACGAACAACAUGGCCAAAGCGAACAAGCAUGGUCGGUGGUCGAGCAACGUAUAUUUCAGAUGUUCAGAGAAAUAUUUCAUUGUGCAAGUCAUGAACAACCACCCAUGGGUAUUGUUGGGUGUCCGUCAUCUCGAGCUUUGUACGCAGCUGACUUAAUGCUCGAAAUCGUUGAUAAUCAAGUACAACCGAAACUGUUAGAAAUCAACUUUACACCGGAUUGCCAUCGUGCUUGCACUUUCUACCCGAACUUCUAUAAUCAAGUUUUCAAUGUUUUGUUUCGUGAUGUGACCGAUGAACAAGAUGUAGUAGAUAUUUCAACAUAA